AUGGGCAUUGAUUUUAUUUUCACUUGGUAUCAACAGAAAAUCGGUGCGUAUGAUAAGCAAACAUGGGAAACAAAACUCGAGCAAAGGGAACAGAGAAUAUACAGAUUGAAUCACAUACAAACGAGAAGCGCAAAACCCAACACAGAUUUGAUAGAUAUUGAUUUGGUUAGAGGUUCAUCUUUUACCAAGCCAAAACCGAAGCAUGGGUUCAUUAAAGUAGCCAAACUAGCCACUUUACGGUUUUUAUUUUACCCGUUUUAUGGAAAAUGGUGGAUCGAGCAAACAUCGAAAUAUAUUUUUUUCAUUUGCCUCGUCAUUUACAUUCUACAAUUCAUCAAUAUCAUCAUCUAUGGCAUCCACACGUCGUUGGCCAGUUGUUCAGAAGCAUUUUCUUGCAUGGAAAUCAUAAUACCCAUGAUGAUGCUUUGGAUCUUGUGCUUGAUUCACUCCCAAAUAAUCGCCACGAGCCCCAAUAAUGACAUUAUCGAAACAUCGAGACUGAGGCAAUGUGAUCUCCGAAAACAUCACAACAUCAACAAAAAACACAAAUCGGAUUCCAGCGAAAAAACUCGAAUGAAAAGAGACAAAUCCAGCAAAACACCAAAGGAAAAAUCACCUAAAAACGAAUCGUCUGAGCUUUCUAGUCAGUUAAAUGAUAAAAAAUCGAAUAGCAAAACUGUAGAUACCGUGGAAACGUUAAAUAACGCAAACGGUUAUAGCUCGGAAUCCGAAAGCGAAACUAACCCACUACUCCUCCACCGUAGAAAAUUCUCGAACCCAGUCAAAACCAAGCAUAUACCCACCAUAAGGGUAACCCCGCAGGAAACUCGCUGCGAUACCGACGAGGAGGUGGCCCCUUCCUCGCCGGAGGUGAAGCAAACCGAACGAUCUCUGGGCGAUCUCACGUCCUCCGCCACCGAUUGGAUGGGGGUCACGACCAACAGCGACUGCAGCUACAGCUCCGACAUGGAGAAUUUGUCCGAUGCUCAAAUCGACGAUGAGAAAGAUGGCAUGUUCGAUAACGAUUCGGCGCCUACGGGGAUUUUGAACCCCCCUUCGGCUAGAGUGAGCUGUAUAAUUUGGGAGAAGAACGAUAUGAAAAAAGCGUACUUGAGCAUGCUCGAAAUAAGCUCGGUGAUCAUCGGAAAAGUGGAUUUGAUGCCUGAGAGCAGGGAUUAUUUUUAUUUCGGGUUAAUCAUGUCCACGGUACUGGCGUUUUUGCCUGUUAUUUGCAAACUGUCCAGCAUUCCUUCCAAUAACAUAGUGGAACUGAAGCAUGUUAUCGAAUACCUCCACGUAAACGUAACCAUUGAAAUGCCUGGUAAAGAACACUUACUGAGGCUGCACCAGUUUGUGUUCGAAGGAGUUUUAUUCGGAAUUAAAAAUUGGUUAAUGAGCAUGUUCGAAUGUAGCUCCAGGGAAUAUCUUAUAAUGGGGAUAGCUUUAGUCCAACGUUGGAUAUUGGCCUCAAUGAUAUUUUUUUUGCUAGCUGUUGCAGAGAGGGCGUUUAAGCAGCGGCUUUUGUACGCGAAACUGUUCUCGCACUUGACGUCGUCGCGUCGGGCGAGAAAAUCCGAAAUACCGCACUUUCGAUUGAACAAAGUGAUCAACAUCAAAACGUGGCUGUCGGUGCGGUCCUAUCUGAGGAAAAGGGGCCCCCAGAGAUCCGUCGACGUUAUCGUAUCCACUGCCUUCGUCGUGAAUUUGUUGAUUUUGACCUUUUUAUGCGUUGAAGUGUUGAAGGAUACUCUGUUCCUUUCCCAGUAUUAUUUGGAGAUGCUAGUGUGGUGCGUCGGCUUGGGUAUAAUCCUGCUGAGGUUUAUGACUCUGGCUACAAAAAUUAAUAAAAAAUACAGAAAUUUAUCCGUGUUGAUUACGGAACAAAUCAAUUUGCACCUGCAAAUCGAGCAAAAGCCGCACAAGAAGGAUACAUUGACCGUUGCGAAUAACGUCCUGAAGCUUGCCAUUGAUCUCUUAAAGGAAUUGGAAAGCCCGUUCAAAAUAUCGGGGAUAUCGGCGAAUCCUAUUCUCUACAAUUGCACCAAAUUGGUGAUAUUGUCCGCCCUAUCGGGCGUCUUCUCCGAGAUGUUGGGAUUCAAGUUAAAGUUGCAUAAAAUUAAAUUGUAA
This is a messenger RNA of Phyllotreta striolata, 2127 nucleotides long. Lineage: Eukaryota; Metazoa; Arthropoda; Insecta; Coleoptera; Chrysomelidae. The record is from the annotation of a GenBank genome assembly.